This is a messenger RNA of Rhineura floridana, 3088 nucleotides long. RefSeq names its product family with sequence similarity 76 member A (gene FAM76A). The coding region runs from base 50 to 1105 and encodes 351 amino acids. Lineage: Eukaryota; Metazoa; Chordata; Lepidosauria; Squamata; Rhineuridae. The transcript has 10 exons. The record is from RefSeq and is a predicted model, not a curated record.
CGCUACGUCGGGUUGGGUUAAGGCUGCGCCUGUCAGUGAGGGCGGCGGGAUGGCGGCGCUUUAUGCUUGCACCAAGUGCCACCAGCGCUUCUCCUUCGAGGCGCUGAGCCAGGGACAGCAGCUCUGCAAGGAAUGUCGGAUUGCACACCCCAUUGUUAAAUGUACUUACUGCAGGACUGAAUUCCAGCAAGAGAGCAAAACUAACACAAUAUGCAAGAAGUGUGCCCAGAAUGUGAAAUUUUAUGGAACGCCCAAGCCCUGCCAGUAUUGCAAUAUAAUCGCUGCAUUUAUUGGUAACAAGUGCCAGCGAUGUACAAACUCUGAGAAGAAAUAUGGGUCGCCACAUUACUGUGAACAGUGUAAGCAGCAGUGUGCCUUUGACAGGAAAGACGACAGGAAAAAAGUGGAUGGGAAGCUGCUCUGCUGGCUUUGCACGCUCUCCUAUAAAAGAGUCUUGCAGAAGACCAAAGAGCAACGUAAACACCUGAGCACCUCCUCCCGGACCAGCCUGCCAGAAAAGGAACAGUAUGGCCGACUCAGUGGCAGCAGCCACUACAACAGCCAGAAAACACUAUCUACAUCUUCUAUUCAGAAUGAAAUCCCAAAGAAAAAACCCAAGUUUGAUGCCAUAUCAGCCAAUGGAGACAGCGUUCCUUCCUCUCCCGAGAUGCUUUGCCCCCCUAUCCAGAGUGCCCCGUCCGUGUUGGUGCAGUGGGCUGCUUCCCAACAGAGUCUCGGUGCCCAUGAUUGUCCUGUUUCUCACGGCACUGACAUCCUGAAUUUUUCUCCAGACCUUGCCUUAGACUCUCCUGGCACCGACCACUUUGUCAUCAUAGCCCAGCUGAAAGAGGAAGUGGCUACUCUAAAGAAGAUGCUGCACCAGAAAGACCAGAUGAUCCUGGAGAAAGAGAAGAAGAUAACAGAACUGAAGGCUGAUCUGCAGUACCAGGAAUCUCAGAUGAGGGUGAAAAUGAACCAAAUGGAAAAGACUCACAAGGAAGUCACAGAACAAUUGCAGGCCAAGAACAGAGAGCUCCUGAAACAAGCUGCAGCUUUGUCAAAGGGCAAAAAAACUGAGAGGUCGGGAGCAAUAACCUCCCCUUAAACACAGUAUGGGAGGUCUUUCCACACUAAGGUGGCAAACCCAGCUGGUUCAGUUGGAAUCCUUCCAGAACCUCACUUGGAUUGUUAUUGUGAUGGAUGCCAUGGAAACCUCUGUGGGUGACCAUUCAGUAGCAUGCUUGAAGUGUUGGGGGUUUUUAAUAUCUGGCUCUCCUCUCCCAGUACAACGAUGAGGAUGGCUGGGGGCACUUUUUCCACUGCUCCUAUCCUUCCCAGCCCAUCAACAAACACUUUCAAUGUAAAGGUUUUCUUCAGUUUUAUUAUCGCUGCCAUCAAGUCGGUGAGGUAUCAAGAUGGGAUCCUCCAUGGACUUCUGUUGCUGUCGCUCUUUUUUCCCCCCCAAGGCAUUGUAACAUCCUGCUUGGGUGUAGCAUUUUAAAGGGAAAUAUUUAACCUGGCUUACUCCUAGAAUGCUUACCUCUGGCUCUAGUAUGCAGAGCACCUUGAGACCCUUUCUAAAAUGUUUCCCUUAGGUCUGUAGAACAAGGGACAUUGAAUCAGAUGGAGGUUUAAAUUAGCAAACGUCUAUCAAAUUCUAGAGGUUUAAAGGCUCUUGGCAAACUAAUUGGGGACAUUAUUUGGAGGGAAGGGGGUUCAUUGAUUGAGAUUUUACUUAUUCUGGUUUUUUUUUUCAUUAUUAUGCUAACUUAUAUUCCAUUAUUUACAAGGGGGGACCUGCGGAUUCUUUGCCUGAUCAAGAUUUGACUGCUCUCCCCCCUCUCAUUUUUAUCCCACUCUGUCUGUGGAAGUAUUUUAAUAAGAUCAGUUGCAGUUUGAGGAGACUCCCAAGGAAUGUGGUGAUAAUUGGGUAGUAGCAAGGCACAACUAUGCUGAGUUUCUAGGAAGCUGGGCAGAGAACAGCCACCAUCUUUUCAGUUAACUUAACGGCAGUACAAAAGGAUUUGGGAGACUGCCAGGAAAGGUGCUAGUUUUGUUCUCCACAAUGAUGGCUUCACAGGAGAAGGAGGCUGCUGGGAGUGCCAGUAAGGUCAAAAGACUCCUAUCUUAAUUAGUGGGAGAGAUGAGAUGAACUGUGCAGCUGUUUGAGCCCUGCCCCUCAAGGCAUCUCUUGGGAAAUAGCAAGUGUUCAAAUGCAGUUGAGAUCAUGGCAAGUAGGUAUCUGGCCAGCUUGCUUCUUUGUACAGAGCCCAGUCAGAAGAGAUGUCUCAAGGGGAAAGAAACACACACAUCCCAGACACACACCUAACAGCAACCUGAGAUGGUGUGAUGCCAACUUUCUGUAAGAUAAAGGGACAUCUGCUGCAGCUUGAGUUUUAUGGAUAUUUUAAAAUAUAUACAUAUAUAUAUUAAAGAUGAUUUUCUUCAAUAGCACUUUGGAGACCUACAAGCCUUGAAGGCGGAGGAAAGGAUAUUGAAAUGAAUGCUCUGCUGUGGGUUAUUUAUUUUCUAAUCUUCUUUUUGCUGUAUUUGAAAGACUUGAUGAGUUAAGAAUCCAUGCCACCGGAAGGAGUUGUAACAGCAGAAACCUAACUUUUAUACUCAAAACAUUUUUAGGGGGGAAAAAGAAAUUUUAGUGGGAUUGGUUUUUAGCAUCCUUGAUCUAUGAAAAAUAAAGACAAGGAGAAGGAUUUUUUCUGUAAAUAGUGUCUUUUUUCUUAACUGUGACAACUUGAUCAUGCAUUUAAGUGGGUGAUUUAUAGUGAUGCUUUUUUUCUUUCUAUAUUUGUAACAUUGGCGAUCUUAAGAAAGAGUUGCAUUGAUUUGUACAAAUCAUGUACAAUGAAAGUGGUUUGGGGGAGGUGAGGGGGGAAAUAUUUUGGUGGUUUCAUGUUUUGAUAUUUUGUCUAUGCCUUUCUUGGUUAAGUCAGCAAGGAGAAACCAUUUCCCCCCCAUUGGUUUGGGCCUGAUCCAGGUACAGGCCGUCAGCGCAAAGCACAAAAAGCUUUUGGUGCUAUUGUGGAAUUUGAUGUAUGUAGAGGAUUAAACGGUAUUUUCUGUUAUGAAA